This is a messenger RNA of Pocillopora verrucosa, 1753 nucleotides long. Lineage: Eukaryota; Metazoa; Cnidaria; Anthozoa; Scleractinia; Pocilloporidae. The record is from RefSeq and is a predicted model, not a curated record.
UCGACGUGGCGUCUCGUCACUUACUCAACAUAGAAAAUAUGGGAUAUUUUGGCGCGUUGGGAAGUUCUUUUUGAUGGGAGGAAAUGGCAAUUUUACAGGAUAUUUGGACGCUUCGAACUCUGUAGCAGUCAAUUCGAUCGAGAGCAGUUGACUUUAUUGAUGCACUUUCCUGUAAUAGGUGAGUGUUUGGGAUGGAGAACGACGGAUUUUGAAGAACUGUAUGGCGACCUAGGUCAAUGAACAAUGACAAAAGAACUGGCUCGGGAAGGUGAAACAAGGCCUGCAGAAACAUCCGACGAUGAUCUGCCGCCAGCAUUUGGAGAGAGGAGAGAGGAAGAACGAGUUAACCCAGCAGAACUGCCCAAUCAGCCUCCCAGUGGCACUGAGCAGAACUCACUGGAACUGCCAGAACAGCCUCCUCGUGGUACUGAUCAGGCUUCAAUAAGUCAUGACGAAGCAGCCGCCAAUGAAGAGGAACCUGUCCCGUACGAGGAGCAUAUGAGAAAUGCAUCAGAGGAAACAUUAAAAGCUAUGGCUACUUGUGACGAGCCUGUUACAGUCUUAGGGGAGUUCAGGCGAAGGUUACAGCGAGGGCGAAUGCUUGACCUUCAAAACGACUCUGAACUGUGUGAGGGAAAGACCACGGAGAUAUUUGUCUCUCGUUACCGCCUCUUCGAUGAUGCAAUGGAAAAGAUAUUGAGGGAUGAUCCGCCAGCGAUUGAUUUCAGUGUACCUUUAGAGGUGAUCUUCACCGGCGAGGGCUCUCAAGAUUAUGGUGGUCCAAGGCGGGAAUUUUUGGGCAUGGUGAUGCGCGAAAUACGUGACAAGCUCUUCAAGGAAGAAGGAGAAGGCUACGUUAUUUUUGAGAAAAAAGAAGCAUUGGACAGGAAACAGUAUUAUGGAGCUGGCCUCUUUUUUGGUUUCAGUUUGUUGCAAGGUGGUCCUUUGCUUACUUUCCUUGCUGAAGACCAGCUUGAGCGAAUCUUCACAAAAGAUGAUUUGACUAAUCUGGGGGAAGCGGAAACCCAAUUUCGGGUAGGACUCGAGAGAUUCAGACUCGUUUAGAAAGACAGCAGUGCUGCCUAUGACGUACCCCAAACUGGUGAAACUGCUGGACCCUAUUUUUUCCGACGAAGCGACUAAUCGAAGACAGCGGGAAGAACAAACAUACAGACUCUACCUGAAUUACUUGAAAGAGGUGAAAGGUAACUGUCGUUUCUUUUGUCUGGUCUAAGAAACAUCAUCGCUAGCUAGACAAAUGUAACUUUGCUUUAUGCCAAUCGAAAUUUCCACAGAGCGCGUAAAAAAGAAUUGGGAUUUAGAGCUUUAUGAGUGCACUGCUAAUUUUUGUGUUUUUCUCUUUUUAGCUGGAAGAAGGUUAGAUGGCAAUAUAUCUCUCCAUAGUAUUUUAAAGUUCGUCACUGGAUGCGAGAACGAGCCUGUUCUGGGUUUCCAAAUGAAGCCCACUAUUUGUUUUGAUACGAACAUGCCAUCUUGCCUUCCUAUGGGCAACACUUGUAUUAGCAGGCUGACUUUGCCGAUAGGUGAGAAUGUAUCAAUGACCAAGGAAGAAGUGUUCUCUUUCUUUGACUACGCUUUCGCAAAUGAUUACUUUGGCCGUCUCCAAUUAAAACUACUGAUUUCUGAUUGACUCUCUUUGACAAGGUGUUUUUUUAUUUAUAAGUUGAAUUUAGUUUACAGCAGCACUGUAGAGGCGAAAAUUCUGAAAUGGGCCUGAGAUGAACGAAAUGAA